This is a messenger RNA of Saccoglossus kowalevskii, 1719 nucleotides long. RefSeq lists its product as uncharacterized. Gene Ontology annotation, biological process: transmembrane transport. The record is from RefSeq and is a predicted model, not a curated record. NCBI's taxonomy places the organism in Eukaryota, Metazoa, Hemichordata, Enteropneusta, Harrimaniidae. Gene Ontology annotation, cellular component: membrane. Gene Ontology annotation, molecular function: transmembrane transporter activity.
AUGCAUUUCGAUGAUAUACUGCCUAUAUUGGGGGAAUUCGGUCGAUAUCAAAAAUUCCAGUUGUUUUUAAUAUGCUUGACCUCGAUUCCUAUCUCUUAUUUCCUACAAGCAAACACGUUUAUGAGCGCAUCUUCCGACCAUUACUGUAAAGUUUACGACAACCAGACAUUCCAUGACACAUCUCCGUUGAAAAACUGUACGAUUCCAUACGAUGCUGAUGGCGAAACGUGGGACUCGUGUAGUCGAUAUGACGUCAACGUUUCGAUGGGUAUAUCACCUGAACUUUGUUCACAGGAUUCUGGUACACAAGACUGUGACAAUGGAUGGGUGUACGAUAGAUCAGUGUAUGAAAACACUGUAGUGCAUGAGUUCAACCUGGUAUGCAACAAUGAUUGGAUGAAACAGUUUUCGAAAUCCGUUGUACCAUUCGGGAAUUUAUUUGGAGGAAUAAUAUUCGGACAGCUCUCAGACAUAUUUGGUCGAAAACCUUUGUUUGUAAUUACGUUAAUAUCGGCAGCGGUAUUUGGUGUACUGGCGGCAUUCUCUCCAACUUACGCAGCGUUUGUUGUGUGCCAAUUUGUACUUGGCGUGGUUUCCAUCUCUACUGGUUUGAUAGGGUUUGUCAUAGUGGUGGAAUUGGUUGGUCCAUCCUACAGACUUACAUGCUCUAUAUUAACGUCGUUCUUCUUACCAAUCGGCGAGUUUUUACUGGCAUUCAGCGCUAUUGUUUUUAAUGGACAUUGGAGAAAAAUACAGUUGUUUGGAGGAGUGAUAAGCAUAAUUUUUAUUCCAUACUAUUGGUGGUUGAUGCAAAGAGGUAACUAUGGAAAAGCUGAGAAGAUUUUACGCAGAGCCGCACAAAUGAACAAAGUGACGCUACCGAAUGAUAUAUUUGACGAAGAAAAGGAAAUGUUGGUCUCCCAGGAUAAGAUAGAAAAGGAGAUCGAAGAUCAGAAUAAAACAAUGCUCGAUCUAUUUAAAACACCAACUCUACGGAAACGGACUAUAUACAUGUGUUUCAAUUGGUUCGCCGUUAGUCUUGUAUAUUAUGGGUUGGCUUUGAACACCGACCAACUGGGGACUAAUCCAUAUACUACGUACGUCAUAUCCGGUGUAGUGGAACUUCCAUCAUAUCUCUUGUGUUGGUAUUUACUUGAUAAGAUUGGCCGUCGUUGGACGAUGUGUUCAUGUAUGGUGUUUGGAGGAAUAGCAUUAAUUCUUAGUGCUAUACCAGAUAAUAAUGUUAUAUCGUCAGCAUUUGCAAUGGUUGGGAAGUUUUUUAUUUCGGGCGCGUUUCUUAUAGUGUAUAUUUUCGCCGUGGAGAUUUAUCCAACGCCAGUCAGGAAUGCAGGGCUGGGACUAUCGUCUACAUGUGCACGUAUUGGCAGUAUUAUAUCUCCUUACGUUAUUCUACUAACCAGGAUAUGGCACCCUACGCCCUUUCUCAUUAUGGCCAUAACAUCCAUAAUUGCGGGUCUACUUGCGUUACUUUUACCGGAAACACGAAAUAAAGACCUCCCUGAAACACUGGAAGAAGGCGAAUUAUUUGGAAUGAAACGUUACAAAAACUGUACAGAUGAGAACGAAGAAGAAGAUACUGAAUCCUUUGAAAUGCAAUCACAGUGUGACGUUGGAGAAAAUCGACUUGACGAAGAUACUGAUAAACAGAGAAAUGAGUACAGAGAGGGCCUUAUCAAUGAUUCAUUCAUGGACAAUUAA